AAAUAAGGUGAAAGCAGAGACAGCGCUCAAGUCCGCACAGCUGAUAGAGACGGGGAGAGAGAGAGAGAGAGAGAGGGAGAGAGAGAGAGAGAGAGAGGGCCAAAAAAAGAGAGGGAGCCACUGAAAAGAAGAAACGCAGCGCUCGGAGCACUCACACUCGAACAAGCGAGUCUGCGAAAGUGACUCCGUCAAGACGUUUGGAUUCCUUCACACCGCUUUUUUUUGUUUGUUUACGACCCAACUUGGUGUGGGAUUUUAGUGGCCAUUUUGUUCCCCUUUAAAGUUGUUAGACAGAAGAAAUACAGCAUCAUUUGAUUACAUGGUAUGCACCUUCCGGGACGAGAGGACAGGGGACCACGUGUUUGGACUCGAGUUUCAUACUCCCAAGAGUGAGAUUUUUGAAUAUUAAUAAGGAUUGGAAAGUGCAUUGCGAGGGCGACCGGGAGGAAAAAGUAUUGGACGGGGAGACGGAGGACCCCCCCGCCGCCGCCCCCAGCAGUUGUUCAAACUGUGCGUGAUUUGACUUAUGGAUGUCGAGACAUUCCUCCAGACCUCCUGAGGAAUAAGCAACGAAGCAAGUCCAAGAUUCUGGGCCCCGUUACACAACCGACGGCGUCUCGAGAUUUAAAGUGCGUGGAGUCGAGGUUGCGGGAAAGAGGAGAUUUUGGAAAGCACGGGAGGGGGGGCCUCUCCCGCUCUUGUAGCCUUCUCCCUGCCCCCCCCAGCUCAGCAUGCCCCAGCCCCUGAGCACCUCCACAGCUCCUCCAGCUCCACUACCAUGUGUAGAUGGACAGUGACACAAGGUGCACCGGUCGCCUGGCUCUCCUCCCGCCCCCGACACCGCCGCCACGCAACCCCGCCGCGCCUCCUCGCCACCCUCGUCUUCAUCCUUUUGCUCCUCCUGCUCGGACCGUCCUCAUCCUCGUCUUCUCCCGCGCCGCCGAGUUUGAACCAAAGCCAUCAUCAUGCCGGAGGAGGGAGCCCGCCUCGCCCCUCCGUCUCGCGGGAAUCAUCCGCGUCAUGGUCCUCACCGGCGCCUCUGCGCGCCUCCUCGGCCAGGUUGCCACGGGCGACCAACCUGUCAUCGCCGUCUCCCGCCGCCGUGGUGGGGCGCCACGUGCGCAGCAGCUACAACCACCUGCAGGGAGACGUGCGGCGACGGAAACUGUUCUCCUACCAGAAGUUUUUCCUCCGCAUUGACAAGAAAGGGAAAGUCAACGGCACCAAAAGCGAGGACGACCCUUACAGUAUUCUGGAGAUCAAGUCGGUGGACGUGGGAGUUGUGGCCAUCAGGGGCCUCAGCAGUAACUAUUAUCUGGCCAUCAGCAAGAAGGGAGAGCUGUACGGCGCGAGGGACUUCGGGCCAGACUGUCGCCUGAUCGAGCGCAUCGAGGAGAACAAGUACAACACGUACGCUUCGGCGGAGUGGCGCAACAAGAGAAAGCACAUGUUUGUGGGACUCAACGCCAACGGUAAAGCCGUGAGGGGCAAGAAGACCAGGAGGAAAAACACAACCACUCACUUCUUGCCCAUUGUGGUGCAUCCCCGGUGACGAGACAGUCAGAGGAAAAUACAAUCUGCAGACUGCCGGCUGAGCAUCUCGGGACGGACUUUGUUUGGAAAGAGACCGAAAGGCGACUUGGCAUCCGCAGGAGCAACAAGGGGGGGGAGGAAACCUAAAAGACAUUUCGCAUCUGUCGGAUGAGGACAUUUCUAUUUUUUAAAGAAAGAUAUAUUGCUAUACAAUGUAUAUAAUAUUUUGGGGGUCUAACUUAUAAAAGCACGCUGGCGCCGUAGGAAAUAUGGGAAUAAUAAAAAAUGUGUGAUCAGCAACAGAAAAAAAAAGAGGUGCAAAGCGGAAAGGGGGCGGUUGAAAGAGUAGCAAACCAAACAAUUCAAACUCUCUCAAAAGCUUUCUUUGAAUUUAUUUAUUUGGUGUCAUAUUUAACAGAAAGAACAAAUACACGCUAAAAAGACAAUUGAAUGUCUUUUCGUUGUAAACCAUUUAUGCCUUUUUUUCUUUUCUUUUUGAAUACUACUCAAUUUAAACCUGAAUAAAUAUAUAAAUAUAUUUGUCCUUAA
Messenger RNA from Hippocampus zosterae (dwarf seahorse), 2082 nucleotides. RefSeq names its product fibroblast growth factor 10a (gene fgf10a). Gene Ontology annotation, biological process: positive regulation of epithelial cell migration; limb development; animal organ morphogenesis. Gene Ontology annotation, cellular component: cytoplasm. Bases 779 to 1552 code for a protein of 257 amino acids. Gene Ontology annotation, molecular function: growth factor activity; type 2 fibroblast growth factor receptor binding; chemoattractant activity. Lineage: Eukaryota; Metazoa; Chordata; Actinopteri; Syngnathiformes; Syngnathidae. The record is from RefSeq and is a predicted model, not a curated record. The transcript has 3 exons.